GUUUCUUUCAGUCUUGACAAUGGAGUGUCCGAUGCUGAACGUGAACUGGAGUUCUGUCCAUUAGCCCAUUACAAUGAGCAGCGGAUCUAGAAUUUGUAAUAAAAUCCCGAAAAUGGAGUACAAGAAUGAGAACAUUGGAAUAGAACUUCUGCUUGCUCACAUGAACAUUGAGGACAUAAUCCAAGCAGUGGACAAGUUCUGUUCCGAGGGAGAGGAGGAGGAAGAGUCAGAGACAUCGUUUGAGGACAGUCUUUCCCAGGAGGACAUGGAUGAGAAUGAGGAGGUGACAGACAUUCAGAAAUCACAUGCUUCGCUGACCCAUACAAAGGGUCAUGGAAAAGUCAGAUACGGGUCUGUGACUGACCUACUUUCUUUCGUGAAUCUGGUUUCUAAUGCACCUGCUAACUCUCUCUCGGAUCUGGAUGAAGAGAUUGGUGUUUUGUUGAACAAAACAAACAUGGUCAUUAAAGAGGGGCGGUACAGGAUCAACUCAGAUGUGCUCUUGUUUCCAUGGAAACUGACCUAUAGGAACCCCGGCCCCGGGCACGUUCCAAAGGGCUCCUUUGGAAAAGUCCACCUGGCCCAGGAUACUGAAACUCGCAAAAGAAUGGCAUGCAAACUGAUCCCCUUGCAGAACUUCAGGGCGGCCGACGUGGAGUUCCAGGCUCGGUUCUGUCAUGAGAACAUAGCAGAGCUCUAUGGUGUUUUGUUAUGGGAGCAGAACCUACACCUGUUCAUGGAGGCGGGUGAGGGGGGCUCGGUACUGGAGAAGCUGGAGAGCUGUGGACCAAUGAGAGAGUUUGAGAUUAUUUGGGUCACUCAGCAAGUGCUCCGUGGUUUGGAGUACUUACAUUCCCACAAAAUCAUACAUCAUGACAUCAAACCCAGCAACAUAGUGCUGAUGUCUGCUAAGGCAGUGCUGGUGGACUUUGGCCUGACAGUGCAGAUGACAGGGGAUGUGUACAUUCCCAGGGAUCUGAGAGGCACUGAGAUGUACAUGAGUCCAGAGCUGGUUCUCUGUCGUGGUCAUAACACAAAGACAGACAUCUACAGCCUGGGAACUACCAUCAUUCAUAUGCAGACGGGUAGCCCACCCUGGGUCAGGAGGUACCCCCGCACUGCCUAUCCUUCAUACCUUUACAUAAUCCAUAAGCAGGCACCUCCUCUGGAGGAUAUCUCAGAGGACUGCAGCCCAGCCAUGAGGGGCCUACUGGAGCGAGCGCUGGAGAGAGUGCCCUCACGGAGGAGCACCGCAACCGAACUCUUAAACGAGGAGGCGUUGCACCCCCACCGUGAGGAUCAGCCCCGCUGCUGGAGUCUAGACUCAGCCCUGGGAGAGGGUACACACCCGUUACUGCGCCAGCAAAGUCAAGUAACAGACAGUACGACAGACUCAACUCUAUAUACUGAGGACUCUGGGAAGAGAAAGGGUUCUCUCUAUGUCGACCUAGGGGCCUUGGCAGGCUACUAUAACUUUGUCCGGGGCCCACCAACCACAGAGUACGGCUAAGCCAGCCUCAGGAAGAGGGCUGGAGGAUGAGUUCCGUUGUUCUCGAGGUGGACCGUAAAACGCGCCAGGCUCACAACGGUCGGACUGUCUGCGUGGCAACACCUUACGCGCAUGUGAAGAUGCUUGUAUGUCACAGCUUAGCUGUCUAAUAUAUAUCAUAAAUAAAGUACAGUUCACGUGGUUAGGUUAUGAUAAAGGGACUGAAUGAAGGGUGGACUGAUCAGACGGUGUGACAUAAGCAGGAUGGGACAGUUCACGAGAUUGUGGACAAACACUGUCCUGUUAUAACGGUACAACAGAGUGAAGGUAAUAGUAUCUAAGAGAAUGGGAUGUGGUUUUUAGCUUAGAUGUUCUUUAUGAGACCAACUAUAGGGGACAAUUAAAAUAGUUUUUUAAAUGUGUGUAUAUGGGGUACUAUAAGAAGUUUGACCCUGGAUGUGCAAUAGGGUUGCAGUGGUACAAUGUUGGUUGAGUGGUUGAUAACUGUAGAAGGGUUUGCUGGUACAGACCUUUGUUGCUUAGGUUACAAGUUGAGUUAUUUAGUCUCUUUUUUUUUUGGCAAAUAACCCUAAUCUAAAAUGCUGUUAUAUUAACAUUUAGAUAUUGUUUAUAUGUAGAGGUAAAACUCUGGAAGAAUGUUAUGAUUGAUAUGACCUAAAGUGCGUAAGUGUUGGUAUACACCUGAGAAUUCUGAAGUUCAAUGCACUGGUCAUAAAUGGAGGCAUAUGUAGUGCAGUAUGUCGUUUAGAACUGCAGAUGUUUAGUGGAGAUCUGCACUGUACAAAUGUGGAUGUGUUAAACUGGUUCAUUUCUCAGAGAAAUGGCUUGUAAUAAUCUGUGUUUUCUGAUUUGAUGCAAGUGUGCUGAGUGUGAUUUUGGACAGAUGUUCAGUUUUGUUAAAUCACAUUGUUUGUUUGUUUUUUUGUUUAUUUGUUUGUUUGUCUGUUUUAUAUGUCUGAGAUAGCUCAGGUUGGAUUUCUGUUCCUGUGGAAUGAAGUUUUAUUGAGUAAUUGCCAUGCAAACUAGGCUAGAAUGUUAUUGUCAUUUGGCCUCCAUUAAAUGUUUAUGUCUCAAAAUUAGAAAAAAAAAGUCAGCUUGUAAAUCAGGGUUUCAGUUAUGAGAAAUAAUUCUAUUUUCUUUUUUUUCUCUUUUGUUUGUUUUUGUUUUUCUUUGUACAGUACUGGCACACAUUUACCUAAUAUUACCAACACAGAACUCUGAU
This is a messenger RNA of Chanos chanos (milkfish), 2732 nucleotides long. It is a transcript of the gene map3k8, whose product is annotated as mitogen-activated protein kinase kinase kinase 8. The coding region runs from base 74 to 1510 and encodes 478 amino acids. Gene Ontology annotation, biological process: protein phosphorylation. Lineage: Eukaryota; Metazoa; Chordata; Actinopteri; Gonorynchiformes; Chanidae. Gene Ontology annotation, molecular function: protein kinase activity; ATP binding. The record is from RefSeq and is a predicted model, not a curated record. The transcript has 8 exons.